AUGGCUACAUUAGGUCAAGUGGCUGCAUCAUGGGCCUGGCUUCGUGGAACUAUUUAUCAUAAUCAGGAUAAAUUUAUCGAUGAAUGGUUAAAUUAUGCAAGUCAAGAAGGUCAAUUUUCAGUAUCAUCAAUUCAAAGUUCAAGCUUUACAAGAUUUCCACUAUGA
Messenger RNA from Dentiscutata heterogama, 165 nucleotides. The record is from the annotation of a GenBank genome assembly. NCBI's taxonomy places the organism in Eukaryota, Fungi, Glomeromycota, Glomeromycetes, Diversisporales, Gigasporaceae.